AUGGCCACUCCCUGGACACCUAACCGAUAUCCAAAUGCUCGUCGGUCCGACCAUGUCGAUGUCUACAAGAGCGAGAAACAAGGCGAAGUUCGCGUUCCUGAUCCAUAUCAAUGGCUCGAGCAACAGUCCCAGGAGACUGAUCAGUGGACUACGGCUCAAGAUCAAUUUACUAGAUCUCACUUAGAUAAAAAUCCUGCUCGAACCAAACUAGAGCAUGAGAUCAGGGCAAAUACUGACUAUGCUAAGUUUUCUGCACCGUCGCUCAAAUACGAUGGCCGUUGGUACUGGUACUAUAAUAGCGGUCUCCAGCCUCAGUCAGUGAUUUGUCGUUCCAAGGACGCCAAUCUCCCUGACGGGUCGGGGGAGGAGGGGCCUGGCGGAGAAGUUUACUUUGAUCCCAAUUUGUUGUCCACUGACGGCACUGCGGCCCUCUCUGUAACGGCAUUCUCUCGCUCUGGUGAAUAUUUCGCUUAUGGGAUCUCGUUGUCGGGAAGCGAUUUUUAUACAGUUUAUGUGCGCCGUACAAGCGAACCUUUCGCCGCGAUUGGUGGGCAACUUAACGACCACAAUGCAAAAAGGCUUGCGGAGGAGAUUCGUUUCGUGAAAUUCUCGUCCAUCACUUGGACUCAUGAUUCGAAAGGUUUUUUCUACCAGCGGUUUCCAAGCAGAGAGUCUCAUGGUCUGGCAACGGAGGACAAAGCUGGCACAGAAACCACAGAUGACAAGGAUGCUAUGCUCUACUACCACAGAAUCGGAACUCCACAAUCACAAGAUAUCCUAGUCAUGAAAGAUGCCGAACACCCCGAAUGGAUGUGGGGUGCCUCGGUUUCGGAGGUAGAUGGGAGAUAUCUGUUUCUUGAUAUCGUCCAAGACACUGGAAAGAAAAACAUGCUGUGGGUGGCCGAUUUGCAAGAAAAUGAAAUUGGCCAAAACAUGAAAUGGGACAAGAUUGUAAAUGAGUUCGAAUCGGAAUACACGGUCAUUGCGAAUGACGGGACUAAACUAUACCUGCGGACAAAUGAGAAUGCGCCUCAAUACCAGGUUAUCACUAUCGACCUCGCGGACCCAUCGCGCCAGCACAAGGUUCUCAUACCGGAAGUCAAAGAUGCAUACUUAGAUGACAUUACUGCCGUGGGAGAUGAUAAGCUGGCCGUUGUUUACAAACGCAAUGUCAUUGAUGAAUUAUAUCUCUACUCGAUGGAGGGCAAACAGCUUAUUCGGCUUGCUCCAGAUUUCGUUGGCGCCACAGAAGUCAACGGCCGCCGAGCACAGUCGCACUUUUUCGUGUUCCUGACUGGGUUUACCAAUCCUGGGAUUGUAGCACGAUACAAAUUCGAUGAACCAAGUGAAGACAAACGUUGGAGCAUAUACCGAUCAACAACAAUGAAGGGGCUGGUACCAGAUGAGUUCAGCGCUAAGCAAGUCUGGUAUGAGAGCAAGGAUGGUACGAAGGUGCCGAUGUUCAUCGUGAAGCACAAGUCAACAAAGUCCGAUGGAACUGCACCUGCUAUUCAAUACGGUUAUGGUGGAUUUAGUAUAUCACUUAGCCCCUCGUUCAGUCCCACCAUCCUGACUUUCAUCAAGGCAUACGGUGCUGUAUAUGCUUUGCCCAAUAUUCGCGGAGGAGGCGAGUUUGGCGAGGAAUGGCAUCUUGCUGGCACAAAAGAACGGAAGAUCAACGUCUUCGAUGACUUCAUUGCUGCUACUAAAUAUCUUGUUAAAAGCAAGAUCGCUGCUCCCGGUAAGGUUGCCAUCAAUGCCAUGAUUCCAGGAUUGCUCGUGGCCGCUUGCAUGAACAUCGCCCCAGAGGGCACAUUCGGGGCGGGCGUGGCCGAAGUUGGUGUGCUUGACCUCCUGAAGUUUGCUGAUUUCACGAUCGGCAAAGCGUGGACGUCUGACUACGGAAAUCCACAUGACCCGCACGACUUUGAUUUCAUCUAUCCCAUUUCACCCCUCCAUAAUGUCCCAACGGGCAAGAGCCUGCCUCCGUUGUUGCUUAUGACCGCCGAUCAUGAUGACCGAGUUGUCCCCCUUCACUCGUUCAAACAUGCUGCGACGUUGCAACACACACUUGCCCAUAACCCUCAUCCCCUUCUUAUUCGCAUCGACAAAAAAGCGGGACACGGCGCAGGUAAGGCUACUGAGAAGAGAAUCCAAGAUGCGGCAGACAAGUGGGGUUUCGUGGCCCAGUCUCUUGGGCUAGAGUGGCAAGAUUGAUCCUGUCCAGCAAGGGCAAUGGUGUAGUACAUGGCGAUGCGCUCAUAUAUACCUAUACACCAUAUUAUCAGGAAACCGAAAUUGAUUUUUACGUAUGCAGUAUUCGGUACUGCUAUCAACUCCGUGAUGAAUAGUCUCUUACUUGGACGAUCUGCGCCGGAAUAAAUUUCGCUGAUGUUGUAGUCCUGGACAACCUUGUGAAAAAAAAGCAGUUAUAAAAUCUGCAAUAAGCGCCGCAACCUUCUCAUGCUGACAUUUAAAUGUUUGGAACGUAAUGCCAUCGUG
Suillus subalutaceus is the source of this 2502-nucleotide messenger RNA. RefSeq names its product prolyl oligopeptidase. The transcript has 18 exons. Bases 1 to 2217 code for a protein of 738 amino acids. Gene Ontology annotation, cellular component: cytosol. NCBI's taxonomy places the organism in Eukaryota, Fungi, Basidiomycota, Agaricomycetes, Boletales, Suillaceae. Gene Ontology annotation, biological process: proteolysis. Gene Ontology annotation, molecular function: oligopeptidase activity; serine-type endopeptidase activity. The record is from RefSeq and is a predicted model, not a curated record.